AUGAAGUUCGGCGAGCAGCUGCGCUCGAGCGUGAUUCGAGAGUACCAAUGGUACUACAUCGACUACGACGGCCUUAAGGACGACCUCAAAAACGCCUCCGGUCCCGUCCUCGACACCGAACCCGGCCCGUCGUCUGCUAGCAAAGGCAAGGGCAAGAGCAAGAACAAGAACAAGCCUGCCCAGGACCAGAAAACAUGGAGCGAGGAGGACGAGCAGCGCUUCAUCGCGAAGCUUUACAAUGAGCUUGAGAAGGUCUACACCAAGACCAAGGUCAAGCAAUCAGAGAUCCAGCGCCGCAUCGCCGUGUCCGACAAGGAGGUCAAGCAGGUUGUCAGCAAGGUCACCGAGCGUGGAUUAAACGAACAGGGCCCUCCCGAGGAGGAUUUCAUACUGCUCGAGGAUGAUCUGAGUGACAUCAUCGCGGAUGUGCACGACCUGGCGAAGUUUGUCCAGCUCAACUACACGGGCUUCUACAAGAUCAUCAAGAAGCAUGAUAAAAUGACAAAUUGGCAUCUCCGACCUUCCUUUGAUGCCGCCCUCAAGCGCAAGCCGUUCUACAAUGAAGAUUUUGACAGCGAAGUCAUCAGGCUCUCCAAACUGUACGACCUCGUCCGCACUCGGGGCAAUCCUGUCCAGGGCGACAGUGCUGCUGGCGGCAGCCAGGGUAGCUUCGUGCGCCAGACGACCAAAUACUGGGUUCACCCUGAUAAUAUCACUGAGGUCAAGCUCAUUAUCCUCAAGCAUCUGCCCGUCCUUGUCUUCAAUGCCAACAAAGAGUUUGAUGCUGCCGACAGCGCCAUCACAUCCAUCUACUACGACAACACGGAUAAGUGGGAUCUCUAUGAAGGCCGUCUGAAGAAGACCGAAGGAGCCGAGGCCAUCCGUCUACGCUGGUAUGGCGGUAUGCAAUCCGACCAGAUCUUUGUCGAGCGCAAGACACAUCGUGAGGAUUGGACGGGCGAGCAGUCCGUCAAAGCCCGGUUCUCCAUGAAGGAGAAGAAUGUCAACGCCUAUCUGAGAGGUGACCUUCUGCCGCAGGCCAUCUUUGAGAAGGCGCGGAAGGAGGGCAAGAAAUCUGCGAAGCAGCUCGACGAGGACGAGCAGCUGGCGAGAGAGAUCCAGUACUCUGUGCUGAAGAAGCAGUACAAGCCUGUCUGUCGGUCAUUCUACCAUCGCACUGCAUUCCAGCUUCCUGCCGACGCUCGUGUCCGUAUCUCUCUCGACACAGAGCUUACCAUGGUUCGUGAGGACAACUUGGACGGCCGGAAGCGUGCUGGCGACAACUGGAGACGUAUGGAUAUUGGGAUUGACUGGCCGUUCAACCAGCUGCCAGACGAAGACGUGGUCCGGUUCCCGUACGCCGUGCUUGAGGUCAAGCUGCAGACCCAACACGGCCAGGAGCCACCAGAGUGGAUUAGGUCACUUAUCGCCAGCCACCUCGUUGAGGCUGUGCCCAAGUUUUCCAAAUUCAUUCACGGCACAGCCACAAUGUUCCCUACUCGCAUCAAGCUGUUGCCAUACUGGAUGCCUCAAAUGGACGUUGACAUCCGUAAGCCAGUGAGCCACAGCUUCGGUAUCCGGAGACGUGCGGGCAUGUCGUCUGCCAGCGGAACGACGUCCGACGACGACGAGACCGAGGCCGACACGGACCUCGACGAGGAUGACGAGGAGGACGAGGACGAUGACCAGCCACGACGAAACCACACAACGAACGGCCAUGGCAGUGCACGCAACGGCUCUACGCAGGCUGUUACGGACAUGGAAGAGCAGACUACGGGCAGCGCCGUGCCUGUGCUCGAGGAAGACUACCCUCUGUACGACUCGGACAACGAGGACGAGGAUGACGCACUCGAGGAGGCGCGACGCGUGGGUGGCUGGCCUUAUUACUCGGCGCUUGCCGAUAAGUACGCCAAGGUCGCUGGCCGCAAAGUCAUUGCUGGAUUGUCUGCCAUUGCGCCGCACCCGCGAGGAUCAGAAGUCCCUCGCAGCAACCGUGUGCAGAUGUUCUUUGGCAAUCAGGAGGUCUCGAACAAGCGCAUCAAGGCCCCCAAGGGAAAGAAGAUAUACGUGCCUGUCCGGGUCGAGCCCAAGGUCUACUUUGCGGCGGAACGGACCUUUUUAAGUUGGCUCGAGUUCUCCAUCUACGUUGGCACCAUUGCCGUGACAUUGCUCAACUUUGGCACGAAGCCCACGACGGCAUCGCUCGUCAUCUCUGGUGUUUUCACCCUGCUGGCGAUCUCGGCUCUGUGUUAUUCUGUCGGAAUCUAUCUUUACCGGAGCCGAGCUAUCCGGGAGCGUAGGGUUGUCAAGUUCUACGACAGAUAUGGCACGACUGCUCUCUGCCUGGCUGUGGUCUGUGGUAUUGUGCUAAACUUUGCAUUUGAGGGUCGGGAGCGUAAUCUGUGGUAA
This is a messenger RNA of Microdochium trichocladiopsis, 2409 nucleotides long. RefSeq names its product VTC domain-containing protein. Lineage: Eukaryota; Fungi; Ascomycota; Sordariomycetes; Xylariales; Microdochiaceae. Gene Ontology annotation, biological process: vacuolar transport; microautophagy; polyphosphate metabolic process. Gene Ontology annotation, cellular component: fungal-type vacuole membrane; vacuolar transporter chaperone complex. The record is from RefSeq and is a predicted model, not a curated record. The transcript has 3 exons. Bases 1 to 2409 code for a protein of 802 amino acids.